UUGUGAAAAUGGAGGCUUUGUCUGCAGCAAACACUCAGUUCUCCCUCAACCUGUUCAAGAAGAUCAGUGGAGGAAACGCAUCAGGAAAUGUGUUCUACUCUCUUGUCAGCAUCUCCUCGGCUCUGGCCAUGGUGUCGCUCGGUGCAAGAGGAAACACAGCAGCUGAGAUGAGUCAGGUGAUCUCACACUUAAAGAAGAUCAAGGACUUGCUGCCAUAUGGAGUCCUCGAUACACUGACGAGACUGGUCUUGGUGAACGCCAUCUACUUCAAGGGGAACUGGGAGAAGAAAUUCCCAAAGGAAGCCACCAGUGAUGGGCAGUUUAAGAUGAACCAGAAUCUAACUAAACCAGUGAAGAUGAUGUAUCAAAAGGCACAGUUUCCUCUGGCCUUCAUCCCAGAGAUUAACAGUCAGGUUCUGGAGCUGCCUCUUCUCAUCAGCAUGGGAAUGGAGGAUGUUUUUGACCCGCUGAAGGUGAAUCUUUCAGGCAUGUCCUCCAACAACGACCUGGUGCUGUCGAAGGUGAUUCAUAAAGCCUUUGUUGAAGUAAACGAGGAAGGAACUGAAGCGGCUGUAGCCACCGAUGCUGUUGUUGCAGUACGUUCAUUUGCAGAGAUGUUCAACACAGAUCACCCGUUCCUUUUCUUCAUCCGGCAUAAUCCCUCCAAUGCCAUUCUGUUCUAUGGACGCUUCUGUUCUCCUUGA
This is a messenger RNA of Ctenopharyngodon idella (grass carp), 704 nucleotides long. RefSeq names its product leukocyte elastase inhibitor A-like. Gene Ontology annotation, molecular function: serine-type endopeptidase inhibitor activity. Gene Ontology annotation, biological process: negative regulation of endopeptidase activity. The transcript is spliced from 4 exons. Bases 9 to 704 code for a protein of 231 amino acids. Lineage: Eukaryota; Metazoa; Chordata; Actinopteri; Cypriniformes; Xenocyprididae. The record is from RefSeq and is a predicted model, not a curated record.